CCAUGUGGAUAAAACACCUUUCGCCAAAUAAUAAGACGUAUACAGUCUGAUAUAGAUUCAAUUUAAUCUAUUCGUAUGAUAAAAUAUACAUAAAAAUAACAAUAAAAUAUAGUACUCGCACGCCGGCGCCUUCUUAAAGGCAACUGAAUAUAAACAUCAUUAAAAUAUUUUCAAAAAAUUAAAGUGGAUUAUAAAUGUUUAUCUGAUUAUGACGUAAUUAGAUUUUAGUGUAUAUAAAGCUGGCUAGGAUAUCUGUAGGCACAGUCCAACAAUGACUAGGAUCGCUAUAGUUUAUGUGGCCCUCGUGGUCUUCGCCAUGGUUCAAGCGACACCAGACGGAAACAGCGGUGGAGGUGUCGUCGAAGGCGGCGUCGGCGGCGGUAGUGGACUUGGCAGCGGAGAUGGUUUAGGAAGCGGUGGCGGCGGCGGUCUUGGAGGAGGUAUUAGUGUUGGGGUUUUUCCGUUGAUAAAGGCCAAGGUUAACAUGGACGCUAAUUUCGGCACUACACUAGAACACGACGGCUGACAAUGUUAUGUAACAAUAUAAAGUUAUAUUCAGCUUUUAGCUCCUUGUUAUAUCAAAUUAUAAUUCCGGCUAUAAUAAUAUAUACCUAAUAUUCCUAAAUAUAGCAUUGAUUUUUCAAAAA
This is a messenger RNA of Melitaea cinxia (Glanville fritillary), 647 nucleotides long. RefSeq names its product ctenidin-1-like. The transcript is spliced from 3 exons. The coding region runs from base 272 to 526 and encodes 84 amino acids. The record is from RefSeq and is a predicted model, not a curated record. NCBI's taxonomy places the organism in Eukaryota, Metazoa, Arthropoda, Insecta, Lepidoptera, Nymphalidae.